CGCGGUAGUAAUCGUGCGACUUUUUUGUAUUAAGUGUUGAUAAAACAUUACCACCGUGACGACAAAGUGCAUUUUAAUAUAUGUUUUUAUCGAAUUAAUUGUAAGGGGGCGUAGCUACAGUUGUGUGAGGUUAUUUGUGUAUUGCGGUUAUUAAUACAGAUUUCAACAGGUGCAAUUGCAAUACAGCCUUGAGUCUUCAAGAAUAAGUUAUUUUGAAAUAGCCUUUUGUUGACAAUUGACAUAGAUUGAAGACGGUUUUGCUUAGACACGGUUAACUUAACGAAAACAUGCAUUUGCUUUUAAGAAAUUACAGACUCAGUUCUGAUAGAAAGUAAAAAUCCUUAAGAAGAUAGAUCCUUUUAUGUUUACUCUUGAUGGUAGAAGUUCUGUUUUGGUUAAUCUUUGACGCAAUUUAAAUCAUUAGAUAUUCGUUGCGCACCAUUUGACCACCUUUAAGGUGUGCAUUUCCGUUGGUCCUCACUAAGAAUGGUCAUCGACAAUUUAGUCGCUGUAGAUAAUAGCAGUGAAUCUUAUCUGAGUACGUGUUCACCAACUUGAUUUCCAUAGAAUGAUAUCAAUUAUCGGAGUCGUGUCGAACGCACAAAUACAUUUACUCAGGAAGUUUGUUAUGUCAAUUUUUGAACUUCGAAUCGUAUUUCCACCUUCUCGGAAGCUCGCGUGAUCUUUUGAUUUCAUCUGAUACACUUGAAUGCGUUCGUGGAAUCCAUAAUGUACGCACCGUAAAUCGUGCCGCACGGAUUCUCUCUACUCGAUUACGUUUUGAUUACUCUUUUGUCCCGAAUCGAAGGGGCGGUCAUUAGUCAGAAGAAGUCCGGAAUUUGCCGUGACCUACUCCAAGAGGCUUGAGGCAAUUCCAUAACGUAUGGUGUGUGUUUGGUCAAUAGCGCGCGAAGGCCAAGGCUUUUUCGCGCCAUUGACCUGGCACAGACACUUCUUACAUUUAAUAGUUAUCUAACACGAUUAAAUAUAGCUAUUCAAACUCUUAACUGGCAGUUAGUGCAAAACAAUGCGUCAUUUCCCAGAUUUUUUUCAUUAAAAGUGCGAGAAACUGAUGCAAAGAUUAACGUUUUGUGACAAUGUGCUUACGUAAUGGAGGAUGAGCAACCUGUGCCGCCUCCGAGACGCAAAAAGCGCACGCAGAUAGCUUCUACCAAUGACAAGCAAAAGAGAACUGUCAGUUGGGGACCUGAAACAUGGGUUGGUGUGAGAGCGCUGCGGGCCAGUUCCGGAGGUAUACUAGACCCAGAUGACCGGGUGUGUGACGUGGCCGAUGACCGUGAAACCCUCACUGCAGAGUGCACAAACCAAGCACCACAGCCUCGAGCAGCACAAGCAGAUGGCGCCAGUGGAUCUUCAGCUGGCACCGCCUCCCCUGACAUGUUUCGGGGGGGAGGUGGUGUCGGCGGCAGCAUGCGGGUUCCGAACACAGAUUCUUGUGUGGAAGUCGGCGCUGCUGACUUAGAAGAUGGCGCCAAUGGCCUGCAGGUGCGACGAGGCAGCGAACCCACCUUACACCAGGAUACUCUUCCUCCACAGAGACAGGAUACCGACCAAACGAAACGCUGGUCAGCGGCAGUAGUGUGUCGUGAUGACCACCGACCAGAACCCCCUCAUCCCGACAAACAUUCGCAUUUCCAGAGACAGACCAACAGAUUGUCCAUGCAGUUUUCUGGGCCAGGGAGUGGCGUAUGGAUGGAGGCGGCUGAACGAGUACAGAUCUAUGGCAGUAAGAGUUUGCCAAGAGAUGCGAGACGCGAUCCGUUAGGGCAGGACACCGCUAACGAACAACAAAACAAUAGGGUAGAAGAUAUGCUGCGAUGGGUGACCGGUGUAAAUAACGUAGUCAAUGUGAAUCAUGUGCAAGAAAGACCCUUGGAUUUACUACCUGAAGUGCGACCCAGUGAACGAGCAAUAUCAGGAAUGGACGUGCCCGUCAGUCCCAGUAAGCCCAGUACAGCGCAGGGCGUUAAUGUGUCGCUUGUGAAGGGAGAAAAGGGUCUGGGAUUCACCAUAACCACGAGAGAUAACCCCACGGGGGGACACUGUCCCAUAUACAUUAAGAAUAUAUUGCCCAAGGGUGCAGCAGUAACUGACGGCAGACUUCGAGCUGGUGACAAGCUGGUGUCAGUGAACGGUGUCAGCGUGGCAGGUCUGACGCAGCAGCAGGUCGUCGCACUGUUGAGGAAUACUCCUACAGAUUCCACUGUUGAUAUACGAAUCGAGAGGCCGGCUGGGAGGACUCAGUGGGUAGAGCCUCAACAGAGUCCGACAAAAUACAUAGAAAAGGCCAUUGGCGCCCCACCGAAAUCAGCAGACACAGAAAAAGCCGUAGAAAACGGUAGAGUCUCCAGUAUAGUGAACGCCAUAAACAAUAAUUCUAACUCUGUCCGAGGAAGAAUUUCUAAGAGUUCGUCUAAAGAUGAUCUGAAAGACCAGUCAUUGGACUCGGCGUUGCAGGAUGCGCUUAACUCGUCAACUGGUUCAGUAACAAACCUUAGAAAUCGUCUCAUACUCCGCUUAGAAGUGCCAGUACACGAAUCGGAGAAAGCCGGACUCGGUAUCAGUGUGAAGGGGAAAGUGACUGCGACGCCGAAGCCCCACGAUUUGGGGAUUUUCAUCAAAUCUGUGUUACACGGAGGAGCCGCUUCCCGAGAUGGCAGAUUACACACAAACGACCAGCUCCUAAGCGUGAACGGCGUGUCUCUGGUGGGUCAAUCCAACGCCGAAGCCAUGGAGACCCUUCGACGAGCCCUCCUUCAUUCCAGGCCCAACCUGCACGGCACCAUUUCCUUGACCAUCGCCAGGCGGACGGACAGCAUGGACAGCCUGGCACGGUGGAAAGACGACACGCCCCCAAACGGAAACGACACCACCAGCUCCAACGACAACUCCAACUUCAACACCGUCAUUUACAACGACAACAAACAGACGGACGCCAACUACGACAAGAAACACACGUCAGUCGUCACGAUCAAUAACAAUAGCUGGAUUUCCAACCAAUCAGACGACAGCAAGGGAUAUCUGGAGAGGGAAGAUGCGAUUCCCCACGAUAGUAAGAGAGACAGCUUCGAGUGGAGCCGUUUGGACGGUUGGAAUCCAGUGAUAGACAGACUGACGGGACUGAGGAACGAGAGUUAUUAUAUGGCGACGCAAGAGGUGCCGAAUGGCAAUCUGAGGAGUAUGGGGCACGUGCACAUGUCUAGAUCGCCGCCUGCGCAUCAUAAUGUUAUUAUUGAGGAGGAUUAUGGCACUAGGGGGAGCGUCGGGGGCGAGUCGGGCAGCGAGUGCGGAGUCAACGCGAAUGGCUUCAGCCGAGAUGCGAUCGGGAGGCGCUCCAUGUCCGAGAAGAGACACGCCGCACUCGACGCCAAGACCACGGGGACCUACAAGAAGAUCAAGGAAAUUAAGGCGAGCGCGGCACCAGUGGGUCCCUCCUUGGGCAUGCGCAAGUCAUCGAGUCUGGAGUCGCUGCAAACCGCCAUACAAGAGACGAAGCGAAACCCGCGGCACGAGCCUAUAUACGCCCGGGCACAUCCACCUCUGAAACACUGGUUGACCGACGACAACAAUGCCCCAGAGAUCAUCCGGGGCUCACCUCAACAAUCAUCUCUGUCCCACAAGAAACCAUCGCUGCUCAAAUCAAUAUCUACGAUGUUCAGAAUCGGCAAACCUCACAAGAAAGAAGAUGUCUACGGGAGAUCGACGCCCGCGCGUUCUUCGGAGAAGUCGCUCGCACGAGACGCGAUGGAGAGACACCGAGAUGAGAGAAUUGAGGACAUACACACGCGCAGAGAAGAGCUCCGAAGCAGACAAAACAGUGAGCGAAGUACGCGCUCCGAUCGGCGAAAUGGGCCCGCCAUACAGGCAAUGGAGAGCGCGUGGGGACCUACAGGCCAUUAUGUUAAUUACGAAGAAAUCCAACAAAACCUAAAUGCGCGGCGAGAGAAACUAAGCGAAGUACAAAUCGGUCAAAUGCGGCGGCAAGUUCACGCGCAGCGAGCGAAAGCCGAGGAAGAAAGCAGCAGUCGCCGCGGAAUGUCCAGUGUUAGCCACUCCCAACGCUCAUGCAGGGAUCGGGAGAUACCACGUCCACACUCCAACUACUACGAGUAUGAAGCUGCUCCGCCGAGAAGAUCUGGAAAGCUGUCACAUUAUCAUUAGCUUGGUAGACUAACCCUUGCAUAGUCAAUAUAUUUUUAGAACUUAUGUUUUAUAGGAUCUUACGUGAAAUAAGGUUUUAAAGAAGUUGAAGAAGAGUCUUAAGAAAAGAUUUAGAUUCGAGACUUAGCGCGAACUAUGUCUACCGUACGUUUCGUUCUUGUCUGAUAUACGGCAGUCACACUUAGCCCCAAGUAUCGACUCUGAAUCAUAAAAGAAGAAGCCUGAAUAAGUGUUUUAGAAAUAUCUCUAGUGAUGAAGUACUUAUCAUAGGUGAUUUAUGUCUAAGCUAAAAUGUGCGUCAUCUAAGUUUCAAAGAAACAUGACGCCUUUUUACACGUCAACAAUUGCAAUUAGAUGUUUAAAUGUUUUUGAAAUUAAUUUCCUGGUUUAAUAUCUUAAUCGGUUCAAAUAAGAUGCAUUGAUUGUUUGAACGAAAAAAAUGUCUUACCGAAUGGGCAGAAGAGACAAUGAAACGUGUAACCAAACUAAGGUCUUCUUUCCCCUCUAAUUGUCAUUAGAGUUUAAUAAUUUAUGUGCCUUUAUAUACCACGAUAUAUUUUGUUCAACUUUAAAAAAUUUCGUAUAAAUAUGUUAAAAACUUGUAAACGUUGACGUCAAACUAAUAAAAAAUACCUUUUUGUUUUGUCAUUUGUAUAAUUUUGUCAUAUUUGAAGAUUUGCACCUAUAUUAUUUUAUUUAUAAAAACUAAAUUGGUCUUGAUAACUAAGAUUCAUUGAAACGUGGACUAAAACUAGUACUGUGUUUGUUGCUAUGGUGACGAUGAUUCCAUGAGAAUCGUUAGUAACUAUUUUUAGUCUACGUUUUAUGGCUGAUUGUCUUUACGCGAAUGGGAAGUUUAAACACUAUUCAACCAAGUCAAUACUGAUUUGGUUUUUAUGAGGUAAUAUUGUUACUAUCCUAGGGAUAGUUCCUUCAUGUAGCUCUAUGGUUAAUGGAUUUUGAUAUGGAAAUUUUGAUCGGCGCCUCCAUUGUACUUAAGAAAAAAAUCUGUCAUUCCAAAAAUCUGUCCAUAUCGAGUAUUCGAUAGUAAAUAUCACGUAAACGCUGCGGUACCUAAACUUCCUUAUAGUUGGCCUAAUAUUCGUUGAAUACUUAAAGUAGUAAAAUAUUAAAAUCUUUCACGUAUAACACAUGUGAAAGACUUAGGGACUUGGAUUACUUAGUUAACUACACGAAUACUAUUCAGGCGCUGAUAAAACCAUACAAAAUUCCUUGUUACAAUUCUACACUGAUUUACGUAUACUAAAGGUGUUGUCAUAUAGGAAGUGAAACUAGGACUUAGCCCUAAGUAUGACUUCAUAGAGCUAUGUCUCGGACUUUAUUAAGUAUACCGUAAUAUAAAAAUAGUUUUUGUAAGUUUUAGUUUUGUUUUCGAACGCAUUGUUGUACAUAUCAAAAUUAUAAUUUAAGUUGAAGCGUUAAAUUCGUUGAUUAAGCAUAUGUAACAUACAUUCCUACUUAUAUUAAGACAUAAAUCAAAGAAGCUUUAAAGUGUAGGAUAUUUUUUAUAAUAGGUGUUAAUUCCGACUGAUUAUGUAGGAAAUUCGUUUGACAUUGUAUUUUCAGUUUUUUCAUUUGACCUCAUCCGCCAUUGUUACAUAAUUAUCGUAUUCCGUCGACAAUUUGUGAUAUUAUUAAGUUAAGCGUCUAGUCCUACUUAUUUACAUCAGCCGUACUCAGAGUUGUCCGUUUAUUAUUUAGUAUAAUUUUUUUAUUUAAAGUCCGAAUUGUGUCGCAAUAUUUACGGAUGUAUGGAACGAUAAUUUGAUUUUUACUUACAGUUUGGAUCUAUUUCAUUACUUAAGUAACGUUUAGUAAGUUAAGCAACAACUCUGAGAACGCCUGUUAGAAUUAGAUUAAAAGACGUUUAUGUGCGAUUUAAGUCUUUCAAUAAUGAAAUUCUGUUAGGAAGUUAGUUUGCUUGAUUCCAUAAAUUUUAAGUUUAAAGCACACGUUAUAUUUCGCUAUACAGCGUGUUCCUCAAAUAAGUAAUUAAGUAGGACAUAUGAAAUCUUAAUACACUCUGUAUUCACGUAACAUAUCUAUUGUAAAUAAAUGUUAAAAUAUCGACAUAUGAACAAUUAGUAUAGAAUUAUUGCAUUUUUUUGCAAAUUUAUGUAUAUAAAUCAUGAUUUUGUAACAUACAAUGUAUUUGUAUGCCUUUAGGCGAUCGGCCAUGUACCUAAAAUCAAAUAAAUGAUAUACAGUGAUAAA
This is a messenger RNA of Pieris napi, 6417 nucleotides long. RefSeq names its product partitioning defective 3 homolog (gene baz). Bases 1111 to 4182 code for a protein of 1023 amino acids. Lineage: Eukaryota; Metazoa; Arthropoda; Insecta; Lepidoptera; Pieridae. Gene Ontology annotation, biological process: establishment of centrosome localization; microtubule cytoskeleton organization; intracellular protein localization. Gene Ontology annotation, molecular function: protein binding; phosphatidylinositol binding. The transcript is spliced from 20 exons. Gene Ontology annotation, cellular component: cell cortex; adherens junction; apical plasma membrane. The record is from RefSeq and is a predicted model, not a curated record.